Messenger RNA from Solanum pennellii, 1003 nucleotides. RefSeq lists its product as uncharacterized. The record is from RefSeq and is a predicted model, not a curated record. The coding region runs from base 237 to 836 and encodes 199 amino acids. The transcript has 2 exons. NCBI's taxonomy places the organism in Eukaryota, Viridiplantae, Streptophyta, Magnoliopsida, Solanales, Solanaceae.
UUCUUCGUCUUCUUAUUUGUCUUUUCAUUUGUUUCUUUCUUCAAAGCUUCAUUUGCUUUUGAAUAUAAACUGUAUAUUUAUGUACUAUAUAUUUCAUAUCCCUAAGUUCCAUUUGAUCAACCACAUGACUUUAUUAAUACCCACAAGGUUACUGCUUUCUUCUUUAAUUAGCUAGCUAGCUAGGAGCUUAUGUUCAUGCGGAAAUUAGGAGAAAGAGAGGGAUAGAAGUAAGAACAAUGGCGGAAUUGCUUAGAGAGAGAAUGGACGGUAAUGAUCGGGUCGUGAGACGACGAAAGAGUUUAACUCAACGGUUAGGAUUCACCGGAUCCAUUGCAUGUUGUGGGACAACUUUGUGUCUCAGACCAGCUUCGUUAAGUGUGAUGGACGACGACGAGCCACCUCCGGAUGCGGCGGAAUUAGGCCGUGAAACACCGCCGGAGAUAGAGUCAGUUAAUAUUUUAUGCUUGGCUGAUCAUAUUACUACGGGUUCCGGGAUGAACUUAGCGGCGGCGUUGCUGGCGGAGCGUAAUUUUAGAUCGGCCCAAGAUUCUGAUGGACCAGGCCCAAAUACAAGCCCGUUAAGAUCCAACGAAGAUGGGCCGUACAGGGUGUCGUUGAUGAGAUUGUUGGAGGAAACGAACGGGUGGGAUGAGAAGGAAGAAUUAGGGGUGGGUAAUGAUAGGGUGUGCUGCGUGUGCAUGGGAAGGAAAAAAGGAGCAGCAUUCAUACCAUGUGGACACACAUAUUGUAGGGUGUGUUCAAGAGAGCUUUGGUUAAACCGAGGUUGUUGUCCCCUCUGCAAUAGAUCCAUUCUUGAGAUCCUCGACAUUUACUAAACAAAAACUCAUGGAUUGUUAUUGUGUUGACAAUCCUCAUCAAACUGAGCAAAUGGAUUUUGACUUUAUGAAAUUGUGACCUUCAUUUGGUACAACGGAAAGUAGUACUAAUAAAAUUGUUACUCUCUCUGUAUGUCCCUAUUUACUUGUUUAUAUUUUCUCUUCUA